Messenger RNA from Penicillium maclennaniae, 2226 nucleotides. Its product is annotated as KilA-N domain-containing protein. Lineage: Eukaryota; Fungi; Ascomycota; Eurotiomycetes; Eurotiales; Aspergillaceae. Gene Ontology annotation, molecular function: sequence-specific DNA binding; DNA-binding transcription factor activity. Bases 1 to 2226 code for a protein of 741 amino acids. The transcript is spliced from 5 exons. Gene Ontology annotation, biological process: positive regulation of transcription by RNA polymerase II. The record is from RefSeq and is a predicted model, not a curated record. Gene Ontology annotation, cellular component: nucleus.
AUGCGAAUGAAUCGGCGCUUCGGUGAGAGUGGUGAUCGGUACCUAGAUAUUGAUGAGAUACGUCAACUCGAGACCGGAGUCCACGGUACUCCAAAGUGUAUUGUCCACACCCGCGGUCCUGUUGAUAUCCCCUGGUACAACCACCACGCGGCCGAACGUCCACUUCUGUCGGGCGACAAGCUUCCCGCGCUCAGCCUGCCCACGGCCAACCAGGCUCCGUCCCGUGCACUCUACCAGGACGCCUCUGGCAGCUCGGCCAGUUCAAGUGCCCGUAGCAGUCUGUCGGGCGUCUCAGCGGUCCAGGAACCCAGGAGCCCCCCACCCGCGGAUCUAAGCAACCCAGGCCUGGAUUCAGACUAUCACCUCGCUCACCAGGGUUAUUAUCCCAGUCCGACCUCGCUCGGGAGCAUGAAUCAGACUCAUCCGUACAUGGAUGUACAUUCCCAUCUGUCGUCCGCUCAAUCAUACGCCUCACAAGGUGCUACUGCUGGUGCCAUGUCGCAUUAUCCUUACCAUCAGCAACCUCCGGUACUGCAGCCGGCUUCUUCAUAUGGCCCGGCCUACUCGCAGUAUGGAUAUCCCAGUGGUGUCACUUCGCCGCCCACUGGCCACCCACCACCCUCAAGUUCCAUGGGCGGCCAGAUGAAUCCGCAAUUGCUACCAAUUCCAGUCACCAACCACCCAGUUGCUCCUUCGGGUUAUGGGAACAAUACCGGUGCCCCCUUGCAAGGCUAUAUUUAUGACCCCACCGGCCAGGUCGCGCCUCCGGGAGCCAAGCCCCGCGUCACCGCGACUCUCUGGGAAGACGAGGGCAGCCUCUGCUACCAAGUCGAGGCAAAGGGUGUUUGUGUGGCUCGCAGAGAAGAUAACCAUAUGAUUAACGGCACGAAAUUGCUGAACGUUGCGGGCAUGACUCGCGGUCGCCGCGAUGGCAUUCUCAAGAGCGAGAAGCUUCGACACGUGGUCAAGAUCGGGCCCAUGCAUCUCAAGGGUGUUUGGAUUCCUUUUGAACGCGCUUUGGAAUUUGCCAACAAAGAGAAGAUCACGGAUCUUUUGUAUCCGCUCUUUGUGCAUAACAUUGGUGGUCUGCUGUACCACCCGGCCAACCAAAAUCGGACCAACUUGGUCGUGCAGGAAUCGCAGCAGCGCCGCAUGGAAGGUCCUCCCGCCGGCCCUCAGCGGACCCCGACCGCUCCUCAGUCUUCGUCUUUGCAUCACCACGCCAUGCAGACCCCCAUGUCCUCGCACUUGUCUCAGCCCCUGAUGGGCGUGACCAAUCAGGGAAGCUCCUACGAAUGGAGCGGCCAGGGCAUGAACUCGGGAGUCUCUCAUACCCAGCCGUUGUCGAUUGACACCGCAUUGAGCAACCAGCGUUCGAUGCCGACAACUCCUGCCACCACUCCACCCGGCAACAAUAUGCAGGGAAUGCCGCCAUACCAGAGUCAGGCCGGCUAUGACAACUCGAAGCCGUACUAUUCAGCUGCGCCGCAUUCCCACUCUCAGUAUGCUCCGCACACGCCAAUGACCCAGUCGGGCAUGUCCAGCUAUGGGCAACCUCUUCCCGCGGUGGGCUAUCUAAAGAACGAGAUGGCCCCUCCCACUGGCCGUGCUCCUGGCUCCGAGGCCGAUACUCCAGAAUUGAAGUCUGAUCGGUAUUCUCAGGGCAACGGAGGCAACGAGUCUGUUCAAGAGCAGGAGUCUGAAUAUCUGCAAGACCAGGGCUCCGCGUACAACACCAACCGCCACUCGUACACUUACACGACCAAUCCGUCAGUUGGAUCUCUGACCGGCGAGCAUUCGCAGUUGACUCCUGAGAUGACCGGGUCCCCGCAGCAGAACGGCUCGGGCCGCAUGACGCCGCGCACAAGCGGUGGCCCGCCUCCCCACUGGGCUUCUGGAUAUAACACUCCGCCUCGCCCACCCGCGGCCACGACUCUGUACAACGCGGUCAGUGACACUCGUGGUACUCCCGCCAACGGAGCAUCGGAUCCCUACUCCAUGGCCUCCACGUCGACCCCUGUGUACUCGACUACCGUUCACGGAUCGCUCGGCUCGGGCAGCAAGCGCAUGCGCGAAGAUGACGACGUCAUUCGCCCUGAAAGCGCUGGCGAAUACGAAAGCAAGCGUCGCAAGACCAUCACUGACGCUACUCUCGGUGGCCCCAUCGGAGGUGCUCCUCUCCUUCAGCCCAUGAAAACCGGAGGAGUGAUGAGCCGCCGCCGAUGA